Messenger RNA from Drosophila takahashii, 863 nucleotides. It is a transcript of the gene Spf30, whose product is annotated as Splicing factor 30. The record is from RefSeq and is a predicted model, not a curated record. Gene Ontology annotation, cellular component: precatalytic spliceosome; cytoplasm; nucleus. Gene Ontology annotation, biological process: mRNA processing; regulation of alternative mRNA splicing, via spliceosome. NCBI's taxonomy places the organism in Eukaryota, Metazoa, Arthropoda, Insecta, Diptera, Drosophilidae. Gene Ontology annotation, molecular function: RNA binding.
AUGAAAUUUGAGGAUUUUGGCGCUCUCUAAGACCCUUAUUAUGAUUAAUUUCAUUCGGCACCUACUUAGUAUAGUUGUUUUUUAGUUAAAUGGCGGACGAUCUUCAAAACUAUAAAUUGCAACUGCAACAGGUGGAAGCAGCUCUUCAAACUGAUCCAGAAAAUGACGAGCUAUUAAAACUCAAAAGUGAUCUUGGCGAAGUUAUUACCCUUACUCGCGAUCUGAUACAAACUCAACUAGAAGAACAGCAUAAAUCUUCAUAUGUGGAGCCGUCGUCAACUAAAACAGCGUCCUCAAACUAUUUCGACGAAAUUGAAGCUGCUCUUUUAGAAGCAGAAAAAUUAGUUUCAGCUGCUAAGAUUUGGAAGAUUGGAGAUAAGUGUCAAGCUAAAUGGAAGGAGGAUCGUCAGUACUACGACGCUACUAUUGAAGAUAUAUCAAACAAUGGAGAAGUCAGUGUAAUUUUUGAUGCCUAUCAAAAUCGGUCAACGACACAUGUCAACGAGCUGAGAGAACGCACUACUCGGAACGAAGUUUUUCCUUCUAAUAAGCGUCACAGACCCAAUCAAAAAGAAUACUUAAAAAAACGCAAGCAAAAAAAACAACAGCGAUUCAAAGAUUUGGAAGAGGAACGUGAAUCAGACAAAAAUAAAUGGCUUAAUUUUACCACAAAAAAUCAAAAAAAGAACGGAGUGAAAGCUAAAAGUAUAUUUGCCUCUCCUGAUAAUGUAAGCGGCAGAGUAGGAGUCGGUACGUGCGGAACCGCAGGAAAAGGAAUGACUGAUUUUACUGUGGGCGAAAAAUAUAGGAAGGGUCUUUAACCUGGUAAAUUAAAUAAUUAAAAUAAAAUGUUAAAACACCGA